UACAAACAGUAACGCACACUCGAACAAUGUGUCUUCGUGCGCAGUCAGGGGCACAGAAGGCCGUCUUCCCUUUGCAGGAUAAUCUGAUUAAGCGUCAGCGUUUUGAGGAGACGUACUCGAAAUUAGCAAGAGAUUAUCAACAUGCCCCGUGUCUAUAUUGGCAGGCUGAGCUACCAUGUCCGUGAAAAAGAUAUCCAGAGGUUUUUUAGCGGUUACGGAAAGCUUUUAGAAAUCGAUCUAAAAAAUGGCUACGGCUUCGUGGAGUUCGAGGACACGCGUGACGCUGACGAUGCUGUUUACGAGCUGAACGGGAAGGAGCUUUGCGGAGAGCGCGUGAUCGUGGAGCACGCCAGGGGACCUCGGCGGGACCGGGACGGAUACGGUGGGGCUUUUGGGGGUGGUGGGCGCAGUAGCAGUGGUUACAGCAGCCGCAGUCGCACUGGCAGGGAUAAGUAUGGGCCACCUGUUCGCACUGAGUACCGGCUGAUCGUGGAGAACCUGUCCAGUCGCUGCAGUUGGCAGGACCUCAAGGACUUCAUGCGAAGGGCUGGGGAGGUGACCUAUGCCGAUGCUCACAAGGAGCGCACUAAUGAAGGGGUCAUCGAGUUCCGGUCAUACUCAGACAUGAGGAGAGCACUGGACAAGCUGGAUGGCACUGACAUCAAUGGCCGGAAGAUCCGCCUCGUAGAGGACAAGCCGCGGCGUCGGCGCUCAUACUCUGGCAGCCGCUCCAGGUCUCGCAGCCGUCGCCGCUCACGGAGCAGGAGUCGCCGCAGCAGCCGUUCCCGUAGCAACUCCAGGUCCCGCUCACGAUCUCGUUCCCGCAGCAAGAGGCGCUCCCACUCUAGGUCUGGCCGCAAAUCUCGAUCCAGGUCAAGGCGCAAGUCCCGCUCCAAGUCCCCAGUCCGCAAGUCUCGCUCUCGCUCCCGAACCAGGAAGUCCCAGUCUCGUUCUCGAGCCAGGAAGUCCCGGUCCCGCUCCCGGACAAAGAAGUCUCGCUCUCGCUCCAGAACCAGGAAGUCCCACUCUCAUUCCCGAACCAGGAAGUCCCGCUCUCGUUCUCGAGGGAGGAAAUCCCACUCUCACUCCCGCACCAGGAAGUCCCCGUCUCGAAGCCGCUCUGCAAGCCGCAAGUCACAGUCUCGCUCUAAGAGUCGCUCCAAGGCCAAGUCUGAGCGCGACUCCCGCAGCGCCUCGAAGGAGCAGUCCGUCGAGAAGAAGUCCCGCAGUCACUCCCCUUCCCCCACCGAGAAUGGGAAGGGAGAGCUCCCCACGUCCACCUCCAGGUCCCCCUCCCCUCCAGCAGAUGGCUGCCGCUCCGAGUCCCCAUUCAAGCACUCUCCCUCCCGUUCCAAGUCCCGCUCCAAAUCCCGCUCCCGUUCUAGGUCAGCAUCUCAGGACUAAAAGGCGGGAUCAUUCCCUUCCGCAAAACAGGGGGGGCUUUUGUGAUUACACUGAUCGAUUGCAGCUCCAGGUGCUGGAGAUUUAGUCAGUCUCAAUGGACUUUAUUCAUGCAGCAGCCAUUUUGGACUGAAGACAAGGCUUGAUCUGCAGCCUGUUCUUCACUGUCUUGCCAGGCGCAUCUGUAGAGUGGGGAGGGGCUUGGAUAGGGGGUGCUCUCCUGCUCCACAAUGGUUAGGCCCAUGAAACACAUGCUGCAGAAGGAUGAGCAGUAUCUUCAUGUCUUACACCAAACAAGACCAGGAUUAGGAUUUUCAGAUUGCAAGAUUUUGUUUGGAAAGGAAUAUAAUUUACAUGUACAAAUUUACAUUUGUUCUUUGUAAAGACAGUAAUGUGUGAUGUAGUUAUAAUUGGUGAUAUUGAUUGGCAGUUGUGUUCCAUUGCUGUAAGUGAGAGUUGUGUCAACGUCACGUGUAAAAUGUGCUCACUUCCUGCUGGUUCUCUGUGUUGAGAGAAAGCACCGACCCCUGGUGGCUAACUUUGGUAAUUUACUUUUGGGAUUGAGGCAUCUUUGGGUUUGUGAAACCUUAUAUGGAAAAUAUACCAUGUUAUUUUACAUUAAUUACAGUUUACAUUAAUAUCCCUAAGCAAGAUGAGACACUUGAAAAAUCAACUUCAGUUUUGAGUGUACCAUCCAGUGUCAAAUUGUUCCCUUCCCACUGAAAGAACUUUUUUCAGUGCAUUUUCUUCAGUGGUGCACCGAAAUAUAUUAUCCAGCCAGGGGCUGCAUCUUUUGCAUGCAAACAUUCCUCAUUUUCAGUUCAACAUGGCUGACAGUGUGAAUAGUGUCCCUUCUUUUUUUUUUUCUUGGCACAAAACCUGUUUUGUACUGGUUAGAACAUCAUUAAUGGUUUAUACACGCAUUGUAAAAAUGACUGUGGAAUACCUGUGGAACUUCUCUUGAGCCAGUUUUGUAAUAUAGUAAAGUCCUUCCUGUUGGCUUUCUUUAGAAUGCUUAGUCUGACAUUUAUUUUCCUUUAUUUACCCCUUACUUAACUUGUGAGAAAUGUACCCAGCAGUUGAUGCUUGGUCAUGUGAUCCCUAUAGAAGUCUGUAUCGGUCUCUACAUCCAUAAUUCCCUGUGGUUGUAACCGAUGCCUCAGUGUAGUAGUGUGAAGUUAAUUUUUCAUUUUGAAUUUUCAUGCUGCCUUUUGGCUUUCUACUGGAAGGUUUCUGAAAGGAUAGUUGAGUUCUUCUUUACCCGCUGCGAGAACUGCUGAUUUCUUCAGGUGUGGUGGCUCCCCUUUUUUUUUAUUAUUUUUGGCCAAAGUGUAUA
This is a messenger RNA of Megalops cyprinoides (Indo-Pacific tarpon), 2737 nucleotides long. It is a transcript of the gene srsf6a, whose product is annotated as serine and arginine rich splicing factor 6a. Bases 142 to 1404 code for a protein of 420 amino acids. Gene Ontology annotation, cellular component: cytoplasm; ribonucleoprotein complex; nucleus. The record is from RefSeq and is a predicted model, not a curated record. Gene Ontology annotation, biological process: mRNA splice site recognition; alternative mRNA splicing, via spliceosome. NCBI's taxonomy places the organism in Eukaryota, Metazoa, Chordata, Actinopteri, Elopiformes, Megalopidae. Gene Ontology annotation, molecular function: mRNA binding. The transcript is spliced from 6 exons.